This is a messenger RNA of Fonsecaea multimorphosa CBS 102226, 531 nucleotides long. RefSeq lists its product as uncharacterized. The record is from RefSeq and is a predicted model, not a curated record. Lineage: Eukaryota; Fungi; Ascomycota; Eurotiomycetes; Chaetothyriales; Herpotrichiellaceae. The transcript has a single exon. Gene Ontology annotation, biological process: attachment of spindle microtubules to kinetochore. Gene Ontology annotation, cellular component: DASH complex; spindle microtubule. Bases 1 to 531 code for a protein of 176 amino acids.
AUGGCCACUCUUGGUCCGGCUGUCUCCUCCCUACGGUCCUCCAUCUCCCUUCUCGAAUCCAGCAUCUCGAUCCUCGACGAAGGCGUCUCGGACUUCCCUCGCCUAUGCAAGGUUCUCCAGACGCAACAACACUUCGAACUCCUUCCCGAACCCACGCUCCGCGAAGCUCAGCAGUCUCUUGUCGAUGAGAUUGUCCCAGCAAUCCACCAACUAUUGUCCACGGCGGAGAACUAUGUCAACCAAUUGGGCCGAAGAGAAGAGAGUCUCAAGGCGAGAUCUGAAUUGCUUGACGGGAGACUGAAUACCAGCAGGCGAAGGACGUCAAGUUUUGGUGGUAAUAAUGGUGUCCGGUCUCUCCGAAGCACGAAGUCAGGUCAACCUGCGGCGCCCUUGACCGAUGCCAAGAUGUUGGAGAUGAAGCGUCUACAGCAAAAGAAGGAGAGACUGCAAUAUGCCAUUGAGCGGUUGGAGUUGCAGAGCAAACAAAGAGAAAGAGAAUUGAGGAAGAGUAUGGCUAUUGUGAAAGAGUGA